Molecule: messenger RNA, 1296 nt
Organism: Nicotiana attenuata
Lineage: Eukaryota; Viridiplantae; Streptophyta; Magnoliopsida; Solanales; Solanaceae
Product: zinc finger BED domain-containing protein RICESLEEPER 2-like
Exons: 3
Coding region: 1-1296 (431 amino acids)
Molecular function (GO): protein dimerization activity; DNA binding
Source: RefSeq, a predicted model, not a curated record
AUGGCUAUUACUGGUCAUUUCAUUGAUGAUUCAUGGAGGCUUCAAAGUCAUAUUUUGAGAUUUGCUUAUGUCCCUGCUCCACAUGAUAAAGAUGCUUUGUGUGGUGCUUUGGUUAAUUGUUUGUUUGAUUGGAAUCUUGAACGAAAACUAUCGACUAUCACAGUUGAUAAUUGUAGCACAAACAAUGCUAUGAUUAAAACUUUAUUAGAUGAGAAACUUAAUAAAAAAAGAUUUGUUGUUGAGUGGUCGACUGGCAGAAUUGAGAGGUUUGAAGAAGCUGCACAUUUGGUUCACUGUUCUUGUUAUAAGAAGUUGGAGUAUGAUUGUCCUACUCGGUGGAACUCAACAUAUUUAAUGUUGAGAACAGCUAUAGAAUACAAAGAGGUGUUUAACAAGUUGAGUCUAACUGACACAAAUUAUAAGUCGUAUCCAACUGAAGAGCAAUGGAGUAAUGCAGAAGAUGUUUCUGAUAAGCUCAAACUUUUUUAUCAUAUCACUGAACAGUUUUCAGGAACUCAAUAUCCAACUUCUAGUCAAUACUUUACAAAAGUUUGUGAAAUUAAGCUAGAAUUGGAAGCUUGGGUGAAAGAGCUUAAUCCUUUGAUCAGCGAUAUGGCAUCUGUGAUGUUGUUGAAAUUUAAAAAAUAUUGGGAUGAUGUGCAUAUUUUGAUGGGAGUAGCUGCAAUCUUUGAUCCACGGUACAAGAUGAGGUUGGUAGAGUUCUUUCUUACACUAAUUUAUGGUGAAGAAGCUUCAACUAAAAUUCAAGAAGUUCGAUCCAAUUGUUAUGAUCUCUUUCAAGAUUAUAAGAGUAAAUUAUCUGCUCCACAUGAUUCAUUAGCAUCUAGUUCUAGUGAAGUCUCUAGUUUUACUCAGGGUGAUCGGCUUUCGAGCUUUGAUAGAUUUGUAGCUUCAACUGGAGGUACCGUGGAGAAAAGAUCAGAGUUGGAUAUGUACUUAGAAGAAGACCUACUACCUCGAACCCCUUCAUUUGACAAUUUGAGUUGGUGGAAGACAAAUGGAUUGAAAUUUCCUACAUUGCAAAAAAUGGCUCGUGAUCUCUUAGCCAUUCCCGUGUCUACUGUUGCUUCAGAAUCAGCAUUUAGCACUAGUGGGGGGUUGAUUAGCCCGCAUCGGAGUAGACUCCAUUCCACUACUUUGGAAGCUUUAAUGUGUGCUCGCACGUGGUUAUGGAACGACUUAAAUGGUAUGACUUCAGUGGUUGAUCAAGUUUCAUGUCCAACAUUGCUUGAUGAGGAGGACGAGCCAGAUUCAAGUGGUUUAUCGCAACUAUGA